Molecule: messenger RNA, 756 nt
Organism: Lichtheimia ornata
Lineage: Eukaryota; Fungi; Mucoromycota; Mucoromycetes; Mucorales; Lichtheimiaceae
Exons: 6
Coding region: 1-756 (251 amino acids)
Source: RefSeq, a predicted model, not a curated record
AUGCUGCUGAGGCUCUUGUGGAUUGAUGGUGCUCACUGGCCAGUUGAUCGGGGUAGUCUACGUAUGUACGUGCUACUUGUUGCCGUAAAGGAAACUUUGGGUAUUCAACCGGUGGGUGCUGUCGUUCGCUUGGAACUCUGUCAGCUCUUCAAGAAGCGUGGUGUUCAAGAUGGCUGUGGACCUGUGGAUAUGUGGAUCAGCAAGGAUGUGGAUCAGCAAGGAUGUGGAUCAGCAAGGACGUGGAUCAGCAAAGAUGUGGAUCAGCAAAGAUGUGGAUCGGCAAAGAGUGGAUUAAUCAAGGAUCAAGACCGUACUUCAAGGAUGGCCUAUGCUGCUGAGGGUAGUUGCAAACAUGCACGUGCUACUUGUUGCCGUAAAGAAAACUUUGGGUAUUCUUUGGGUAUUCAACCGGUGGGUGCUGUCGUUCGCUUGAAACUCUGUCAGCUCUCGGAAAGCGUGGUGUUCAAGAUGGUUGUGGAUCUAUGGAUAUGUGGAUCAGCAAAGAUGUGGAUCAGCAAGGAUGUGGAUCGGCAAGGAUGUGGAUCGGCAAAGAGUGGAUUAAUCAAGGAUCAAGGCCGUACUUCAAGGAUGGCCUAUGCUGCUGAGCUCUUCAAGAAGCAUGGUGUUCAAGAUGACUGUGGAUCUGUGGAUAUGUGGAUAUGUGGAUCAGCAAAGACGUGGAUCAGCAAAACACUCUGGAUAUUUGUGACGAGGCGAUUGACGAGUGGUGCCGAAAUGCAACGAGUACGCGAAUGA